This is a messenger RNA of Mustela lutreola (European mink), 2067 nucleotides long. RefSeq names its product dehydrogenase/reductase SDR family member 2, mitochondrial-like. Gene Ontology annotation, molecular function: carbonyl reductase (NADPH) activity. The transcript has 10 exons. The record is from RefSeq and is a predicted model, not a curated record. Bases 281 to 1126 code for a protein of 281 amino acids. Lineage: Eukaryota; Metazoa; Chordata; Mammalia; Carnivora; Mustelidae.
GCCUGGAUUUGCAAAGAAAAGGACGUGCCUUUUUAUUUUCCACUCUGGACUGGGCACUACGGAUGGAGAUUCUGAAGAACUGAUUCUGGACUAUAUGUUCCAUGAAUCCUUGAGUCUUUUGGAAAGAAUUAAAGUACCUGAAACCCAGCCUGCCACCUCCCCACAUCCUCACACUCAGCUGCAGACUUUACAGCGGAAGGGCUCCUGACCUGCGCUCAGGAACCACAAAAGCACAACCAGGACCCGGUUCAGCAGGAAGCAGAAAAACGCACUGGCCAGCAUGCUCCAAGCAGUGACUGGGGUCCACAGGGGCCUGUUUCACUCCCGUGCUGGACUCUCUGUGCGGAUGAGCAGCACUGGGAUAAACCCAAAGGGUCUCCUGGCCAAUCGGGUAGCUGUGGUCACAGGGUCCACUGAAGGGAUCGGCUUUGCCAUUGCAAGGCGCCUGGCCCAGGAUGGGGCCCACGUGGUCGUCAGCAGCCGGAAGCAGCAGAACGUGGACCGGGCAGUGGCCACGCUGCAGGGGGAGGGGCUGAGUGUGACAGGCACUGUGUGCCAUGUGGGGAAGGCCGAGGACCGGGAACGGCUGGUGGCCAAGGUCCUGGAGCACCAUGGGGGCCUUGACUUUCUGGUGUGCAAUGCAGCCGUCAACAUCCUGGUGGGAGGCACCCUGAAGGCCAGUGAGGAGGUGUGGGACAAGAUCCUGAACGUGAAUGUGAAGUCACCAGUCCUGCUCCUGAGCCGGCUGGUGCCCCACAUGGAGAACAGGGGGAUGGGGGCGGUCAUCCUCGUCUCCUCCAUUGCAGCCUAUGUACCACAUGUGGAACUGGGUGUCUACAAUAUCAGUAAGACGGCCACGCUGGGCCUCACCAGGACGCUGUCAUUGGAGCUGGCCCCCAAGGGCAUCCGGGUGAACUGCCUGGUUCCAGGAGUAAUUGAGACCAGAUUCAGCCAAGUGUUACACAAGGAUGAGUUCUUCUGGAACAAUUUCAAGAAAGAGCACAAGCUGCAGAGGUUAGGGCAGCCUGAAGACUGUGCUGGGAUUGUGUCCUUCCUCUGCUCUCCAGACGCCAGCUACAUCACCGGUGAAAGCUUUGUGGUGGCCGGUUUCUCCCCUCGGCUCUGAUGGAGCUGAGGGGUCCCUGAGCUGUGGGUCUGGGUUUAGGAGACUGGGGACAGGUGGGCUGGGAAAUCAUGAAGGUCAAGAGAUAAAGACUGAAGCUUAAGUAAGGCAGGACCCUCCAGUGUUCUCAUCUGUUGAUUCUGCUGUUGAUAUAGCUGCUGUGAUCCAACCAACCUGUGGGUUCUUGAUAUGGGGCUGUGGAGCCGAAGGAGUUUAUGGAUCUGGCACACUGGAGGAAACAUAAGGGACAGGAGCAGCAACUUGGGCCCUCGAAAGUUCCAGUCCUUCUCUCUGCCACUUGUACUUUAAACAUUUCUUUCCUAAAACAAACUCCAAUUUCUCUUCAAGCCUGGAAACUCCUGGUAAGGGGAAUGAGGCCGAGGACAGGCCUCUCCUGUCUCCUGCCUUUUGCUGCCCUGAGCCUGUCCUCAGACCCAGCCAGUGAGUGUUCACAGAAGGCUCUGCUCCUUUCUCUGAGUGGGCUGGUGGAGGCUAAGCAAGGUGGGAGAGGGUGAGAGGAUUCCAGGAUCCCCCCUGGGGUUCUGUGGGUUAGUGGUCUUUCGUGUUUUCUGGGCCACAUAGGCCUUUGAGUCCUUGAAGAAAAAAGCUUCACCAAAUCUUGCAUACCAUUUCAGGUUGAAAACUGCUAAUUGAUACAAAAGAGAGAAGUCAGUGUGAAGUUCUCCUUAGGGGUGUCUCCUCUUGGUAAAGGCACCUUCUGCUGUCCUGAGGCAUGUUUGAGGGCUCCAUCCUUCUGUGUGUGCACGUCCAAGGCUCAGCAGACUCGGAGGAACAGUGGCCCUAAGAAUGCCUCUCUUCCUCUUGUGCCAUCCCAAAGUCUCCCCUGAAUUGGUCCCAAGGCUUCCAACUGACCUCUGGCUUUCACCUCACUAAAGCCGCUCACCAGUGCGCCCUCUCUGAACAUCCUGGGCAUGGGUGUUUGU